AUGAAUAUUACUGAAGAAAAGUGGUCUAUUCAACAAUCUCAAGUUCCACCUUCACCUCACCAUCCACAUUCUGUAAUGUCACCACAAAUGAGUGGUAUGCCAGCAGAAAACUUUAUGCAGCCCUUUCCAUAUGAUGGACCAGCUGGCCAAGGUCAAUUGCAUUCCCAAAUCAACAACACAAACACGUCUAAUCCUGCAUCAGAUCGUAAAGUUAUAGAUAAUCGACCAACAUUCACAACUACAUCAUUUCAUGCCACACCAUUUCAGGCUGGAACAGUUAGGAAACGUAGGACCGAUACAUUAGGAUUCUCACAAGAU
Racocetra fulgida is the source of this 318-nucleotide messenger RNA. NCBI's taxonomy places the organism in Eukaryota, Fungi, Glomeromycota, Glomeromycetes, Diversisporales, Gigasporaceae. The record is from the annotation of a GenBank genome assembly.